GGAGGGGGGGGGAGCGAGAGAGUGAGUGAGUGGCUGAGUGAGUUUAUCCCUAUGAGGCGGUGAGAGGCCCGGGGCCUACCUCAAAGGAGCGGGGUCGCGGCGCCAGCUAGCAGCGGGCCCCCUCCCGGUCCCCGGGCCCGGCGGCGCGGCGGCGGCGGCGGCUCGGUUUUGAGGAGGCGGGGAAGCGGGCGUCCGGCCCAAGCCAUGGAGGGCAUGGACGUGGACCUGGACCCCGAGCUGAUGCAGAAGUUCAGCUGCUUGGGCACCACCGACAAGGACGUGCUCAUCUCCGAGUUCCAGCGGCUGCUCGGCUUCCAGCUCAACCCGGCCGGCUGCGCCUUCUUCCUGGACAUGACCAACUGGAACCUACAAGCAGCAAUUGGCGCCUAUUACGACUUUGAGAGCCCAAACAUCAGUGUACCCUCUAUGUCGUUUGUUGAAGAUGUCACCAUAGGAGAAGGGGAGUCGAUACCUCCUGAUACUCAGUUUAUAAAGACAUGGCGGAUCCAGAAUUCUGGGGCAGAGGCCUGGCCUCCAGGGGUUUGUCUUAAAUAUGUCGGGGGAGACCAGUUUGGACAUGUGAACAUGGUGAUGGUGAGAUCGCUAGAGCCCCAAGAGAUUGCAGAUGUCAGCGUCCAGAUGUGCAGCCCCAGCAGAGCAGGAAUGUAUCAGGGACAGUGGCGGAUGUGCACUGCUACAGGACUCUACUAUGGAGAUGUCAUCUGGGUGAUUCUCAGUGUGGAGGUGGGUGGACUUUUAGGAGUAACACAGCAGCUGUCAUCUUUUGAAACGGAGUUCAACACACAGCCACAUCGCAAGGUAGAAGGAAACUUCAACCCGUUUGCCUCUCCCCAAAAGAACCGACAAUCAGAUGAAAACAACUUAAAAGACCCUGGGGGUUCCGGGUUCGACUCGAUCAGCAAAAACACAUGGGCUCCUGCUCCUGACCAAACCGAGCAAGAUGAGAAUAGACUCUCACAGAACUCUGUAAAUCUGUCCCCCAGCAGUCACGCAAACAACUUAUCAGUAGUGACUUACAGUAAGGGGCUCCACGGGCCUUACCCCUUCGGCCAGUCUUAAACGGGCAUCGGCAAGAAGAAAAAUUAACAAAAGACAGAAGGCCUGACUUUGGGGUGGGGGGGAGGACAGGGGGUUCCUCUGGAUUGCAGACCACACCGCAUGGACCCCUGGCUCUGACCGCCCCCCCAUCCUGGAAGAAGAGGAAGAAGCAGAACAGACUAGUUUUGAGUAAACUCAGUAUGCAUGUGUGAAUGCUGAAUCGCGGAAUGGUGUUGAGGCUACUAAGAAGAAACCCAUGCAGCCGCCUUGGGUUUUGUUUAUUAGGCGUCAGUCUAACAAGUCAUUAGGUCACUCGGGAAGGAAAAAAAGUUUCAAAUGGGGGAAAAAAAGCCAUCUUUUUAAACAAAAAUUAUUUUGCCUACAGACAGGUUGUAGUUUUGAGCACAUGUUAAUUUUUUCCCCCUUUCCCCACUUUUUUUUUUCUUUAGGUAAGGGAUAACGUACCCUUUCUAGAAUAGCUGCUUGCUCUGGAAGCGAUUCAGGUUACAAGCUGGCGUGGCAUGUUUGGGGACUCUGCGGGUCCGUGCCACAGGAAGACAUCUCCUGUGCCACCCGACUCCAGCAGUCUCUGACCCCAUUUGUUUUUAAUGGCAUCAGCCAAUGAGUUAUCAUCCUUUUCCUCUUCUUUUUUCUUUAAUCUUCUGUUGAUUUACACCUUUGACAUUUGUAUCCGUCAACCCCUGUGGCUUGUUACCAUCAGAACCUCUCUGAAGACCAAACUUCCCUGUGUGGCCAGCAGAGGAAGCCUUGAAGACAGACCUUGGGCGACAUGGGAGUUUCUAAGGCCGAGAGGUGUCCUUCUGCACACACUUAUAACAACUCAAAUUGCUUUUCUUCCAUGUUUCUCUUGGCAGAGAGAAAUGCCAUCACGCUUACUGCUCUUUUGGAUUCUUCAUACACAGCGGCUCCUCAUUCACUCUGGGAAGAGUGCCUCUGUGCUGCAUACGUGUGUGUGCCACGUGCACGCACACACACGGGUGUUGGUGCAGCUCACCAGCAAAGUGUGCAGCAGGCAGGUGGAAAGGUGUCCAGGCUUCUCUGUUGUGACACAACUCCCUUCCUUGUGUUUCCCUCCCAUUGUCCUUUGUGGUAUUUUCACAGCCUGUUCGCGGAGGCUGAGCUGUUAAGGUAUGGAGAUACAGCCCCAAGCAGGGAAUUGGCCAUGGGGAAGGGCCACAGUUACUGACUGUGUGAUUUUGGAGACCACAGUUUGAUGAAACAAGAGCACCCCCACCCUGAGCACGAUGCUUGGGCAGUAGUGGGAGGUGGUGGGCGAGGGGCAACCCAGCCAGAGCAGAGGCUACUUGGCUGGCUGCCCACUUGGGCAUGUGGCCCCACUGGAGUCCUGUGGAUUCCAAGCAGGUUGAGCUGUGGACCUCUCCAUGGGAAGCUUGAACCAGGCUAGAACAGCUGUCUGCCAAAGAUACAAGAAUAUGCAAAGUCCCUCUUCUCUUUUCUUCUCACCCUCUCCUUCCCUUGAGUCUUGGCUGGUUUGAUAGCCGGGGAUGUGGAUCUAGGGUGUGGUUGCAGGGUUACCUGCCUAUUAACCGCAUCCUCACCCACCUCGGGGGUGUGAGACAAGCUAGGAGACCAGGUGAUGAGCGGCUGCAAGGGGUCAUAGAGCCUGGGUGUGGGUGAGGGUCUGCCUGCCCGUCUGUCUCUGUGUGGGUGUCUGAGCUCCAGAAAUGUGUGCUCUUUGUUUCUCCUUGUCCUCUUCUGAGACUGUUGUUUUCUAAAGCUUGAUUGUGGGAGAAAAGCUUGUAUGAAAUUCCUCCUUCACAUCCCCACCUCCCCAAAAAUAAAAGGCAGGAAACCCUUUGGUCUACUGGAGAAGCGCUGGGGGAGGAUGGAGCCAACCUGCUGAGAAGGUUUGGCAGCUGGGUCUGGGGCUAGCCUAAGGCUCACAGAGGAGUGGCCAUUUGCAGUGCUUUCGAGUGCCCCAUUCCUGAGCAGAGUAGAGGGGCGUCCUGGUGGGUGCCCAGUCCAUCACUGGCCCAAGCCAGGGGCUCACCAUGACUUUUUGUCUGAGGGCCCUAUUGGGCCCAGCUUGCCACUACUGUUGGUGCCAACCUCCUGGGACACUGCCACCCUGGAGCCCACACAUGCCCAGCCCUCCAAACAGCACAUCUCUGGCUGCUGCUGGCAGGAUUGUGGGAGGCUUUACAUGGCCUGGUUUCCUGGCCUCCUCAUCUGCCCCACAUCUGGUGCCCCUUCCCCAUUUCCCAGGAGGGGCUGCCUGCCUUUAUUCAGCAGGGGCUUUCAUAGGUCACCAUUAGUGGGUCUGGUCCUGCCAGAGGCAUCCUGCUCCUCCUCUUGCUUGUAGGCAAGGUGACCGUCCCAAGCACGUUGACUCCCCUCCCAAGAGCAAACCAUUUCUGUGCGCAUUGUUGGAGAGGCGAGCUCCUUGCAGAGAGCCAGAGCAAGCCCAAGCCGUGCGGUAGGAGUCGGGAUUCCACGGCUCCCCCAGGACCAGGGGGGUACCAGUCCCAUUCAUUCUGUCUCCUCUCACUGGUUUGAGUUCUGAGCAGUGCCUAGAGCCCCUCUCCUCCCCUGCCUAGUGUGGUGGUAGAAGUGGCCCUUUCAGCCCCAGAAGGCAGGCUGCCUCUAGGCAGGACCACCAGUAUCCGGCACCCAUGAGAGGAGGCAGACGGCACCCUUAGGGGCCUGAGCCCAGCGAGGGAGGCAGAGGGGCUCAGGCCUGGGAAGAACCUAGCGUGUGCAUGGAGUGAGGUGUGUGUGGAUGUGUGUACGCGUGCAUGCCCUUUUUUUUUUUUUUUCCUUUUUGCCAUGGAGGCAGUUGAAUUCGGGGUAUUUUU
Messenger RNA from Mirounga angustirostris (Northern elephant seal), 3896 nucleotides. It is a transcript of the gene ILRUN, whose product is annotated as inflammation and lipid regulator with UBA-like and NBR1-like domains. The transcript has 5 exons. Gene Ontology annotation, biological process: macroautophagy. The record is from RefSeq and is a predicted model, not a curated record. Gene Ontology annotation, molecular function: ubiquitin binding. Lineage: Eukaryota; Metazoa; Chordata; Mammalia; Carnivora; Phocidae. Gene Ontology annotation, cellular component: phagophore assembly site. Bases 205 to 1080 code for a protein of 291 amino acids.